CUUGGACCACCUCAAAAAUCCCCCAGAAAGCACUGGAAAGCUGGGCAGAGGCAUCGCUGGGGCAACAUGCUACCUUUGUGACCCAGAGUGCAAGAGAAUGGAUGGACGUACAAACAGAUGCAUCAACAGAGGGUUUCUUAAAAAGGGGGUAAGCUACAGGAUUUUCAAAAAAGGAAAUGACAAAUCUGGAAGACAGUGAACAGGUGACAUCAGUUUAAAUAUGAAGACCAACUGUCUGAAACUCAGAUUUCUAAACAAGGUGAGUAAAGAGUCUGCAAGGCAGGUGGAUGUUUUAAACAGUGUAACAGUGCAUAUUAGGGUUGCAAAGGAAAUUUCAUUGAGAUGGUCAAGAGUUUAGUCGGACAAAAUUAGGCUCACUGGAUCCAGAGUUGAAAUGGCGAUGGAUCUCUGGUUAAGUUGGUGAAAAAUUUUAGAAAGUGUUCUUUUUUCUCUCAUUCAACACUGACCAGGUGAGGGACCAAUCAUAGGUUUUGCAGAUCUAAACAAGACUAUGAUUAUAAGUAUGAUUAACAAUGAGCUCUGAAAAGAAAGAUUGCUGUGCCUCUUUGACUGAACCCUACAUGAAGAUCAGAUGUUUAAGAGCACUAAGGGAAAUACUUCACUGCUCCUUUCUCAACUUUAGUUCUGCUUGCCUGGAUUGCCUCUUGAAAAUCCUUCACUCCUUCCUCAGGAAAGGCAGACAGAAGGUUUUUAGCCUUUUAUACCUAACAGAAGAUGCUGUAUCAGGAGCUGCUAAUUCCAACUAUAUCAUCUACGAAGAGGCUGUGUUCACUGCCAUCAAGACUUGGAUCAGAGGAAGUAAAAGCUUCAUGGAAACUAGGAACAGAGAUUGGAUUUAGGAGACAUGAGAGGGUAUAGGGACUUUGGUGUCAAUAUAACACUGUAUUCAUAUUUCUUAGCAUGUCUCAUAUUUUUUAGAACAAACUGUUGACCAAGGAGCACCCUGGUUCUUCGGUUUUGUAGCCGUGACCUCUGAUUACAUAAUAAAGACUUCUUGGAUACAGAGCAGGCUGCAUCAGGGUAAACAUAAGAUUCCCUGUGAAAAUGGUGGAAACUAGGACCCAGGGAAGACUUAGGUCUAGAUGUGGGACAGUGGCGCGUGUGUCUAUUUGAAGCAAGAGAAAAAAAAAACACAAUCACACACAAUACAAUGUGUGACUGUCACAGCCAAACACAGCACAGGACAGGAAUGACAGUGUUACUGGAGGUGGGAUGAGAAGAGAGAGAGAGAGAGAGAGAGAGAGAGAGGAAGCACCAUAUCUAAAAAUUACCCUGGAUUUCUUGAUCACCAUUUCUUUGAAUAAAGGUAAACACGUGUGACAUAUCUGGACCUCUGGAGGCGAACCAAACCCAUGACACUGGAGUUUAUUGGACUGGACACCAAUGAUAAACAGUUUCAGAACUGAUUAUUUUCCUUUUAGGAAGGAAACACAGGGAAAAGUGAAACACACGGUUUAUCAGUUUGCUUUGACCUGCAUCACACAGACUGGAUAAUGGGUAAGUAGUUUUUGUUGUUGUUUUUGCAAAUAUGUGUGAAAAAAAAAUCACAAAUUUACAUAAAAAUGUACUUGUGUCAAAUACUAAAAGAUCUCAUGUUUUUGUCUUGUAGCUAGUGAAAAAAAUCCUUUCUUCAUGUCCCAAAUAUUAAGUUUAGUAAAUGUCAAAACAAGAGGACAGCAUAUUAACAACAGACUUAAUUAUUUUGCAUUUCAUAUUUAUUUAUUUAUUUAUUUAUUUUGCAGACUUCUUUUAUUUAUUGAUUUACUUUUUUUUUUCUCCAAGAGACAUUCUUAUCUCAAGAAACUAAACAUGUAUUAUGUACUUCCCCAAUUGGUGUAUUUCUGUACUUUUUACUUAAGCGAUUUGGAUCCUAUACAUGAGGAAAAACCUUUGCGUAGUUUGGAUUUUUGCAAUGUAUUUAGGAUAAAAUAGCACUUUGUUGUACACUACAGAAAAGAUGAAUUUCAACUUUUGAAAACACUUUUGAAGACAGGGGUAGAAAAUGUCUUUGAAUUAUUUCAACUUGAUCACUUCCUCCUUAAAAAAUCUGUGACCAGGUUUUGCAGCUAUAUUGUUCUUGUGUCCAGAGUUUGACCAGAUGUAGCGGUUUACUUUAUUCGUGCAACUUCUUGACCUACACUUUUCUAAAAAAAUUAUUUAUUUUUGACAAAUGGAGUCAUGGAUAAAAUGCAUUGGAAAGCUGAACGUAAUCCUUUUUUUACCACAAAAAAUCAGAAAGAAGAGGUGUGCUUCAGACCUCUUGUAGGAUUAACCUUUACAUUACCAAGCUGAGCGUGAUUUUUCUCUUUACACACUGGUGUUUGUUUAUGCAUACAACAUGCAAGCUGGUGUCCAAUAUGUCUAAUUAGAGAUUACAUUUUCUUCAUAAUAUGGGAAGGGGGGAUGAUUAAUUUUACAAGUAGCAGGAAACAGCUUUGUGUGUUAAAUUGGUCUGUAAUUCUGCUGCUUUUUUCUUUCUUCUCAACACAGGGCUACCACAUAAGAUCCCUGAGAAUCAAAUGAGAGAUACUUUGAAAGAAUAAUGGCUGACAAAACUGGUCCGAUGAUACCCUCUGUGCCAAACCACUCAUUGACAAAUCACUCCACCACCCCAUGGGAGCCUGAUCCUACUGUUCCUGCCAAUGUGGGCAUUGUCACCAGCUCCCAGUCCCAGAUCAAAGACCUGUUCGGGCUGUUCUGCAUGGUGACCCUUAACCUUAUUGCUCUGUUGGCCAACACCGGUGUGAUGGUGGCCAUUGCUCGUGCCCCACACUUGAAGAGGUUUGCUUUUGUGUGCCACCUUUGUUCCGUGGACCUGCUGUGUGCCAUCCUCCUCAUGCCUUUGGGGAUCAUAUCCAGUUCACCCUUUUUUGGCACUGUGGUUUUUACAGUCCUAGAGUGUCAGGUUUACAUCUUCCUUAAUGUGUUCCUCAUCUGUUUGUCCAUUCUCACCAUCACAGCCAUCAGUGUUGAGCGCUACUUCUACAUCGUACAUCCCAUGCGUUAUGAGGUCAAGAUGACUAUCAACCUUGCCAUCGGGGUCAUGCUCCUAAUCUGGGUGAAGUCACUCAUUCUGGCUCUGGUCACAUUGUUUGGGUGGCCCGCUUAUGGACCUCAGAGUUCUAUAGCUGCAGCUCAUUGCUCUCUCCAUGCUAGCCACAGUCGAUUAAGAGGAGCGAUUGCUGUGCUCUUCAGUGUGGUCUGUUUCCUGGUCCCUGCUGUGGUUAUCUUUACUGUAUACUGUGCUGUGUACAAGGUAGCUCGUUCUGCAGCCCUACAGCAAGUCCCUGCUGUGCAAACAUGGGCCAAUACGAGUCCUGAAAAGAAUCGUUCAGACUCCAUCAAUAGUCAGACCACCAUGAUCCACACCACUCGUAGUCUCCCACAACGACUUUCUCCAGAAAGGGCCUUCAGUGGCGGCAAGGCAGCUCUGACUUUGGUGUUCAUUGUGGGUCAGUUCUUGGUUUGCUGGCUACCAUACUUCACCUUUCACUUACAAAUGUCCCUAACUGGCUCCAUGCAUAGUCCCGGGGACUUAGAAGAGGCAGUCACCUGGUUGGCCUACUCCUCCUUUGCCGUAAACCCUUUCUUCUACGGGAUGUUAAACAGGCAGAUCAGAGAAGAGCUGGUGAAAUUCAGACGCUGCUGCUUGACUCAGCCAGCAGAGUUUGGAGCAUCCAGCCAUGAGGGAUCCCUUCAGGAGAACUUCCUGCAGUUCAUCCAGAGAACCAGCAGCACAGCUGAGACCACGUCAAACUCUGUCAACUCACGUCCCAGAAACACUUCAGACCAGCGGGCGAAAAUCCCAGGACAAAUACCAGAGGAUAACACCUAGACACUGACCAAGACUAAUGGACAACAGUGCUAACAUUACUGUAUGCAUUAUGUGAGUUUAAUAUAUAUUUGCAGGGUUUUUUGUCCUGUGGGAUAGGUUCCUGUGAAUUCUAUCUUCAAACCAUACAGCUAUGCAGGUAUGAUUAUUUAUUGUUUAUCUUACGCAGAUAUUUCAAUAAGAAUUGAUCACCUCAUGGCCAAUAUUGAAAAAGAGACAACUGUAGCAACAUAUUGGAGAUGUCAGCUUGUGAGUAUGAGGGUUUGCUGGUGGCUAGGAGAACUCUGUCCUCUUCCUUCCACCUUAUCAAACAAAACCAAAACCAGAACUUGACUGUACCUCAUUUUUUUUUUUCAGUCAAGACACAUCAUCAACAAGAACCGAAUACACUUUUGGACAGAGCAACAAAACAUGAUACAGCAUUAUGCCCUCAGGCUUGGUGGCUGGUUCCAACAAACAAUUUAGCUGGCAUGAGAUUCAAAAAGGCUCCCUGUUUCAUGUCAACAUGAUUUCGUGGCAAACACCUUUUGUUGAUAUAUAACAGAAACUUCUUUUCAGCGUUUCAACAAUGAACUCUUUAUGUGCCCCAUCAGUGGCAGCCAUCUUGGUUGUUAAAUGCUCAAACCAACCCCAUACUGGAUGUGAUUGGCUUGAGCUCAAACUAGCCUGAUAAAAACCUGAUAAAAAAAAGAGAGCGUGUUUUGCUUGGCUGUUGUACCAGCCUUUACGAUAUACAUACAGUACAUGUUGUCAUGUUGGUACUUUUUAAAAGGAAGACCUGAUUUAUAUUUAUACUACACACCUUACAUAUUUAUUGUCCUUUACUGCCCAAUCAAGCAUGCUUUCUCAUUAAAGGUAAGGGUGCUGUCUACUUUAAUGUAACAGGAAAUACUGAUAUACUGUAAUUGUCUCUCUGUAAAUUUGAAUGACCUGAUUUUAUUGAUAUACGUUGAAAUUUACAAAUCUGGACACCAACUUUAUAAUCAGAUGGACAUUGAAAAUAAAAUAUUAAUUUGUAUUAUAAGAAUAUUUGUUGGUUACACUGUUUUAUUUUUAAUGUCAAUAGAUAAGUUUGAAUGUGAGACAUUGUUAAACCACGUAAUGUAUUAAAUUUGAAUGAUGUCAAGAACUUGUUAUUUAUAUCUACGUAAUAACAUGAUAUAUGCCCACAAUGUUUCCACAGAAUGAUCCUCCAGAGUCUUGCUAAUCAAAUGGGUCUCAGCAGUCCUCUGUGCAGCAAAUAUUGUAUAAGCCUACAUGCUGAAUGUCAUCUGCUCAUGUUGUCAUGGAAAUCAAGUGAGCUGUGACUCACAUAGCAACUGAGACCCUCGGACUAAAUGUAUGCUUUAGCCUCAGAUUUCAAUUUAUAUCUUGUAAUGGGCGUCAUGCCUUUAAGUCCGGGCAAAACUCUUUAGCAUGUGAAUAGAGGCUGAUUAUAAAAAAGCACCAGUGUCUCAUUAUAUGGACUGCUAAGAUCUGGUGAGACAGGGACAUGAUCUUUACAGCAGCAAUCAUUACUGGGCAUUGAUAAUGUUCUGAGAGUGGAGACAAAGUGACGUUUUAUGGCCCCUGGUGUUUGAAUUCAUCUUUCACAAACAGAACAAUAGAUGAAUAACCAAGAAUAGAGUGGUCAAAGCAAAUAACAGCAAAUACCAUUUUGCUGUGUAGCUUUCACUAACCAGGUUGUACACCACUCUUACGUAACUGUGGUUGUGUGUUCAGUACUGCAAAGAUAAGGAUGCUUAACAAAAACAUACACAGCAGUGAAACGUGCAGGCUGUGGGUCUUUUCUUUUUCUUGUUAUUUUGUAUACUCUUAUCAUUUUUUCUAAUGGUUGCUGUAAAACAAUCUGCUGGUUCUAUUUUACAUUAUUUAUUCAGUUCCUGAGAACAAAAGGAUGUGAAGUCAUUCAUUAAGAAGUUGUAAAACAACAUUACAUGUGCUGAGAUUUGAAUUUCAUGAGCCUUUGUCUUUGUACAAUGGUCAAAUGGAGCUAUUACAGAACCUUAUCUGAAUAUAUUAGCUAGAUUGGUAAAACAGAAAUGAUCACAAAUAAGGUCACUGGAUGGCCAUCAUCCUCUUGUUACCUGCCCAGACUUUUGAAUCAUUUCUUACCUGGCAUAUUACAUUCAGAGCUACAUAUUAUGAGCCUGUGUUAAUUGUUUAAUAAAACAGAUUAAACAGAAAAACCUUGAGUAAAACAGAAACACUUUCCACAGCAGGUGCUGCUUGGCUUUUUACACACUUCUUUCUUUCACACAGUCCCAGUUUGAACUUUGAAAUCUGCUUGUCUGACACACAAGUGGAGAUUACACAAUGUAUGGAUUAAAGAAGACAGUGGCAACAAGGUCAGUAUUUCUGGCAGGUGUCUGUACGGAUUGUUCAAAGAGGAAUUUUAUCUCUGAAACACUGCCAAAAUUCGGCUCAAAGUCCCAAAUCAAAGGCACAGAAAAGACUCAGACAUGUCAGCAACCUUUAAUGUCCAUUCUAGUUUGCAAGAAAUAAAAAAACAGUGGUGAAAUUUUGAGUGUCCGUACAGCAAAUGCUCACAUGUUUGAUUGAGUAUCACAGAAUAGAAAACAGAAUAAAAUUCCCCUGAGUAGUCAGGUUACAUCAGUGGAAAAUUUUAUAAAAAAAUUAUGAGAUAAUUAACAAAGUCGCAAGAGAGGACCUGCGACCCACAGGCUCAGGUUAGCUCCUGGACAUUCAUUAUGGGUGUCUGGAAUACUUAGUGUCUCAAACUAUCCAACCAUUAUUGAAACCUCUUUAUAUAUAUUUUAGAAAAACUUGAAAUCUCAGCACAUCCAAGUAAAGCUUCAUGAAGACUGUCAAUAUAACAGAUGUUGUCAUAUCAGUUGACGUCACACUUCUAUUUGACAUUACAUGGUUUUUAUUUUAUCAACCUACAAGUACAAAUACAACGCAGCAGUGAUUACAUUUGUGUUCUUAAGAUUCCAAAGUCCAUCCAGAUAGCAUGUAUUACAGAAUUUAACAAAACACAAUAUUUCGAAUUUUGUCAAUUUGAAAAAAAUGCACUAUACAGCUAAAGAUGUUUUGGACAUAUCUACAUUUUCGAGAAUAAUCUUAAGACACAAUACACUACACAAUAUCAGGUCUUCUUGAUCACCAUAGUAACCACACACACACACACAUAUACAUGCACGUACACACACAGACACAGACAUUGUUAAUCAUCAGCUCAUCAGAGCCUGUCUCCACUCCACUUCCACUACUGCACAUAAACUGUGAAUAAACAAGCACUUUGUUUUUCUCAUUCACUCUGAGAAAAUGAGCUCUUUGAGCAUGUUAGCAGGAAAUUAGACUGAUUAAAUCACCUUUGUUGAGAAGAAUUAUUUAUCAGUGGAGAUAUUUCAGAAACCAACAGCAUUAGUUUCCAAGUGUCACCAACAGAGUGCGCCGUGUGGCAGUAGUUCCCCCCCUUCCCUCUUUGAGAGGACAAACCUGACGUGAGAAUUUCAAGGAAUUUUCAACAAACAAACGUUAGGCUGCCAAACGAAAUGUUAUGCUUCCCUCUAAAUGUGAAUGAUGUCUCAAUCAGAUAUUGGGCUCAGAUUGCUGCCUGUUUGUGAAAUGUGUGUGAUCGGUGUAAAUAAACAACUUAUUACUGAGCACAAAAUGAUCUGCAGUCAUAUGAAAUCUUCAUUACAGUCACAUGCAGAGGUCAGCCGGGUUUAUUCAAUGACGGCAAGUUUUAUUUUACAGAAUUUUUAAGGAAGUAAAUAAUAGAUACACAAGGCCACAAUGCUUGUGCAGUAGUCACAAAUUUUACAUGAGACCUCCCAGUCAGUGUUUUCUAUAGGAGGAGUCUAAAGUGUACCAUAGCUGUGUAAAAACAGACGGCUCCUUGGUUCUCAUAUUAAUACUCGUUUUCAAUUAAACCGUGCCUGUCAGACGGAUAGCUCGUGCUGAUUAGGAAUGAUCAGAUAUGGCUUUCUCUCUUUGCUUAUUCAGCACAGUGCUCAGUUUUUGGUCUUGAUUGUCUUUCACUGUUCUUCUUACAGUAUUUUAAAAUGCAGAGCACAGUAUGGAAAUCAGGCAAUCAGUUUUCUCAGCACCAUACUACAUAAAGAACUUGUUGCUAGGUUAAUUUAAGGGUUAGGUCCAGAUCGAGAGCUUGAUAAUAAACUAAAGGGUUGGUGAUAUGCAAUCAAGUGUUAAAGAGAGUGUCAGUGAUAGAGUUACAAUCAAUAGAAACAUAUUUCGGUAACACUUUACUUAACACCUAUCUCUAUAAAGCAUUAUAAAUAUAUGUAUAAUGCGUUAUAAUCACGUGAUAGCACUGUAUAAGUAUAGUUAUAAACACUCAUAAAUGAUCAUAAUGCUUUAUAGCAAUAAUCAUAACACAUUAUAAAGCAUUUCAUCAUGACUUACAAGGUCCGGUAUUAUAAUGUGUUAUACUCAUUGUUUUAAAGCAUUAUUAUUCAUGAGUGUUUAUAAUGAAAGUUAUACAAGUUUAUACGCAAAUUAUAACACAUCAUAAAUUUAUGUAUAAUGCAUUAUCUAUGUGGGCAUUGUCAGUGAGUUGUGAUCAUUUAUGAGUGUUUAUACUUACAGCUAUACAGUGCUAUAACAUCAUUAUAACACAUUAUGCAUAUAUUUAUAAUGCAUUAUAGAGAUAGGUGUCAAAUACAGUGUUACAGAAGUAUAUUUCUAAAUAAAUGUUAAUGGUGCUGUAAUUCUGCUGAUUGUGAUACAAGAUAAACACAAAUAACUCAACUCUACUGAGAAGGAAAAGCGCUCACUGCUUGUGUUCUUUUCUGAUGAUACAUGUGGCCUUUCGCUUACAACAAGAGCCACCGCACAGGGUUAUCAUCUGGGCACUUCCUCUCACCUGCGUCACUAAGUUCAGCCUGCAUCACCUUAAGGAGGCUAAAUGAUUAGCUCCUGGAACCACCCCCCUCUGGGAUAACUCUCACCUUCCACCACUGAGAGAAGAGUGUAAGAUAACUGAAAGAAGACAUGGAAGAAAGGGCCAGGGCAAGAAGCUUGUUUGGGCAAGACUUUACCCCUGCUGGGUAAGGCUGUAUGCUAGACAUCAUACCUACUCCCCCACUCUAAUACAGGAUAAGAGGAGAGAGACAGUGGAGAUGAGUCUAUGGAAAGUUGUAAGAAAGAAGACAGAGAUGGCAGAGCCGAGGUGAGAAAUCUGUUUGAGUUGGAGCUCUCCCCUGUCGGGUGAGGCAGCACACCCCACCUACCCGCUACUUCAAGGAGAACAAAACAGGACCAGAAACAGUAAAAAAAAAAAAAAAGAAACAAACACUUUUCACACCGUUUUGUUUUUGCCCCCAACUGAUGCUGUUUCUUUUGAUUUGGAUACGCUGACUUGUUUUUAUUGCUUUCUCCAAUAAAAUAACCGGCAAACAAUUUCAGCUCCACAGAAUCAGAAUCAGGUUUAUUGCCAAGAAGGUUUCCAACCAAGGAAUUUGUCUUAGUGUUCUCGUGUUAAAUCAAUGAACAUGAACGAGGACAGACAAAUAUAACAUUAAAAAUAAAGACGUUUACAUUUGUGAAAAAGCAUAAAUCUUUUUCAUAACAGUAAUAUGACUGCCAGGGGACCUUAAAUGGAAGAAGAUACAAGCAUAAAAAAUUUUAUAAAACUACAUAAAGCAAAAUCUAGAUGAAAUACUGUAAAUGGCAAAUUUGUGCUUUUGUA
Molecule: messenger RNA, 9530 nt
Organism: Xyrichtys novacula (pearly razorfish)
Lineage: Eukaryota; Metazoa; Chordata; Actinopteri; Labriformes; Labridae
Source: the annotation of a GenBank genome assembly